This is a messenger RNA of Linnemannia hyalina, 1332 nucleotides long. The record is from the annotation of a GenBank genome assembly. NCBI's taxonomy places the organism in Eukaryota, Fungi, Mortierellomycota, Mortierellomycetes, Mortierellales, Mortierellaceae.
AUGAGCAAGGGACACUCGACAGAAAACUUGGUCCCUUCGACGGAUGACAACGCUGCAUCUGCACCCCUCCUACUCGUCCUCCUCGCUAUCAUAUACUUCAUCCUCCUCCCUAAACUUGUUCAAUCCAUCGUCAACGACUCCCAGAUGGCGAUGGAUCAAUUGCAUAUCACGGAACCGACAGAGACAGGGAUGAAGGCUUUUUCGGAUUUUGCGAAGGAGUUGCUAACGAAGGAGAAGUUUGUGUGGAGGUUGACGAGUGUGGUGACGGUGAAAGCGUUUGGGAUCAUCCCCUUGGCAGGGAUCGACCUCGUCAAGGAUGUUACUCUCCUCGUCCUGGAUCUGUUUUAUGAGGGCACUUAUUUGGGACAGGUCACUGCCCAGAAUGCGACCCUUGUCGGGGGAGGGUCUGGAUCGCCGGUGAUGAUGACAGUGGCCAAGAGCGUAUCGGUGAAGCCGGAUGGGGUCAAUCCAGUGUCGUGGCUCAAUGAUGGGAUUAUGGCAUUGACCUUGACGGUGCCUUUGCGGUCGCCAAAGCCGUUGCAGAUCAUCAACGGAAUUCAGACCAUGGAUAUGGGGAUCACGUUCAACCCUGCAACGCCCUAUGUGCCUACGGUCCUAUCGAAGAGCAUAACUGCCGGGGUCAAGUUCCCUUUCAACAUCACCAUCCAUGUCCAGACUAACCAACUCGAUUACGUUGGGGUAUUGGGGGACAUCCAGGCAUCUGUUCCUAGUCAAGUGAAUUCAAAUCUCCAAGACUUGAUCGCAUUCUGUUUACCGUCGUCACCGCUGGUUGUCAUGGGCGAUGCGCACGAGGAUUUCAACACGUUUUUGGCGGAUUUGACGAUACAGGCAGAGGAUACCUUUACAGUGGUUGGGAAAUCGAAUGCGACGGCUGAGACGCCUGUGGGACUUGUGUCGCUGACGGAUGUGCCCUUCAACUCGCCCGCCAGAAUGAAGGCGCUCAACAUUAACGCUCAACAUACGACUGUUUCUGACGUUGUUGUCCCGGGCGGGACGAGCGAGCAUAUCAUUAUCCAGCUCGUCGUCACAUUGAUCAACCCUUCGACAUUGACGAUGGUGAUCGGAAAUGUGACGCUGAUGGUUUUUGAUGGGCCGACUAACCAGUUCUUGGGCGACCUUGUGAUCCAGAACCUCAACAUCGUCCCGGGGAGGCCCACACACGUGCCGGCGCAGUUUCUGUUCCAUCCAAUGAACCCACUCCGGAACCAGUUCUUGAGCCGGUUUGUUGUUGGCGACAUUUUCCGCUUCAUGUCACGGGGCCUCCGACAUGUUCGACACCAUUGCCAGAACUCCAAAAAACUUUGUCACUAG